GUGCUUGUUAAGUUAUUAGCAAGGUACCGCAUAUAAGAAUUGAAAACAGUCUUGGUAAAAAGGGGAGCGGCGGCAUCGUAUUAUUCUACAGAUACCGAGUACCGUUACGGAUAUAAACGGCAUACCUACCUGAGAUCGUAGCUGUUUGGAACUUGAUAUUCUUGAUAAAUAUAUUUUAUCCUUUACUCAACAACCACGUCAGCGCGAGAGUGUAGUUUUGUUGCUUCAUAGCAGCCAGUUUUACAGAAUUAGCGAAAGUUGUCGUUUUAUUUAUUUAAAAUGCCUUUAUUUAGUGGACGAUGUUUAAGCACAGUAAAGUUGGUCGGUAAAACUGCACUGAUCACUGGCUGCAACACCGGAAUAGGGAAGGAAACCGCUCUGGAUUUUUACAAAAGAGGUGCUCGUGUUAUUAUGGCAUGUCGCAGCUUAGAAAGAGCAGAAGAAGCUAAAGCUGACAUUGAAAAGUCCUGUAAUAAUAUAAAUGAAACUGGGCAUCUGGUAAUAGCCAAGUGUGAUCUCACAUCCUUAAAGUCUGUACGAGAAUUUGCACAAAACAUUUUGGAUACCGAACCACAAAUCAAUAUCCUUGUUAACAAUGCCGGAGUGAUGAUGUGUCCCAAGGGAGAAACUGAAGAUGGUUUCGAAAUACAGUUUGCUACAAACCAUUUAGCUCAUUUUCUUUUAACACUGUUGCUUUUACCUAGAAUUCGAAACAGUAAACCGGCUAGGGUUGUAACUGUAUCCUCCAGAGCUCAUAUUCGAUAUGGCAUCAAUUUUGAUGAUUUGAAUUACAAAAAUCGACCAUAUGUUCCUGCUGAAGGGUAUUCCCAAAGCAAGAUUGCCAAUAUUUUAUUCUCUAUGGAACUGGCUAAGAAGUUGAAAGAGUAUGACAUUGAAGGAGUAAACACCUACAGUCUUCAUCCAGGUGUGAUAAAAACUGAAUUAGGUCGUCACCUAAAUGCUACCCUGUUCAGAGGUGCAAGAUCUCUAAUUGGCUUCUUUUUGUCUCCAUUUAUGAAGUCCCCACAAUUAGGAGCACAAACUACAAUAUACUGUGCGAUUGAUGAAAAAUGUGCAAACGAAACUGGACUAUAUUAUAGUGACUGCGCUGUAACUAAUCCUGCUAAAGUUAUAAACGACGAGAAUGCACAAAAGCUCUGGGAGAUUUCAUGUGAAUUAGUAGGCCUCGGAGACUACAACCCGUUUACUGCCGAAGACCUCACAAAUCUCAAAAAUAUAUCGUAGAUAUAAAUCGUACAUAUACGAAUUAAUUUUAAACAUAAUAAAAACAUGUUUUCUAUGAAUCUAGUUGUAAUAAUUAUUGUAAGUGUAGAAAUUGUUCAUAAAAAAGUCUUCCAAACAGAAAUCGGUCUGUAUUGUAUGCGUGAAUUCAAAGGCUUAGAAUUUUGUUAUACUACGAAAACAUACCUAAGUGAUUUUUUCUAUUACAUUUACAAUUAAACUUUUCUUUU
Molecule: messenger RNA, 1472 nt
Organism: Bombyx mandarina (wild silkworm)
Lineage: Eukaryota; Metazoa; Arthropoda; Insecta; Lepidoptera; Bombycidae
Product: retinol dehydrogenase 12
Source: RefSeq, a predicted model, not a curated record